Maylandia zebra (zebra mbuna) is the source of this 1567-nucleotide messenger RNA. Lineage: Eukaryota; Metazoa; Chordata; Actinopteri; Cichliformes; Cichlidae. The record is from RefSeq and is a predicted model, not a curated record.
AUGCAACACUGGUGUAUGUUAACACCACUAUCACCGACUCAGCAGUCCUCGAAUGUAGUAUACAAAAUAAAAAUAUCACGGACUGGAGUAAUGUUCGUUUUUAUUGGCAAGAUAACAGGGAUUUUGUGUUGUAUUCCUAUAAUGAAGGAAGAAAGAUGGCUGAGCAUGUAAAUGACUACUAUAAACACAGAGUCACAGCCUUCCCUCAGGACAUAAUUAGAGGAAAUAUCAGCAUCAUAAUCAAAAACCUGACUCUUGAAGAUAACGAAAGGACUUUCUGGGCUUUUGCGGCAGUCUUGGACGGCAGCGUGAUGAAGAAAUACCACCUGGAACACACACAGAUCUGCCAAGUAACUUUACAGAUCGGUGUUCCUUAUCAGAAUCCCAGGCUAGAUGUUAAUAUGAAAACAAUGACUGCAGUGUGCACUACCCAAGGAGGAUUUCCUGCCCCUGAGAUACAAUGGGUCCUCCUCUAUACCAGCUCUCAUCAAUCAGUAGAGUCGAGGAACAUCCAAACUACAACGAUGCAGAAUUAUCACGACCGCCUUUACAGCUCCCGCAGCACUCUACUAAUCCCUGCAGGUCCUCACGAGGCCGUGAGCUGUCUCAUCCACAACCCGACUUUGAACACGACAAAGAGGGCCACCGACACUUUCAGCAAAGGUGCUGGAGUGACGAGCUCCCCUGAAUGUCUGAUAUCUGCUGCUGUGUUUCUUCUAACAGCUCUACACUGGCUGUGAUUCACAGCAAAGGUUUUUUCUCUUUAGGAUCUAUCAUGUUAAACAGCCACCUGACAUAGACUGAUCCACCCAUCCACGUUCUGCUGUUGGUACCAGGGUCUGGUUUUGGUAAUGGACUACUCCAGAGGAGUGAUUUUACCUCAUGCUGAAAAUACUUCGUGCCAUGGAGACACUUCUACUAUCCAUAAUUCAAACUUACUAGUUUAAUUCUUUUGCAUGUUUUACCCUACCUUUGCAUCAUUAUAAUCUCCUCCUGGCUGUCUCUUCAGCAGUAAAUAGAGAAAAAGAAGGGCAAUCACAGGGCAAACCACUGUGGCAAUUUUUAAAUGUUAAUACUCUUUGUAAUUUAUUUUUCUUGACUUACUUGUUUUGUACUUCAUUUGGUAGUGAAAGGUGUUCAGAGUUGGUUGGUUGGUGCUAGUGUGGGUUUCAUAGAGUCCUCCUGUGUGCCAACAAUCUUUUUUUAUACUUUAGUCUUAUUAUUUAUUCUUUUAGUCUAUUGAAAGACAGUUAAAAGGAAAUUAUAUUUCUAGUAAAAUCAGGAAAGUGCUUUCCAGAAAGUUUGUUUUAAAACUCAGAAGAAGUUCCAGACAGUGUUAAAGUGGGAUUGCCAGGUGGGAAAUGACUCAUUCAACAUUUAGUCAAAAAAUUAUGUGUACUGUGAAUUACAGUUGUCUUUCUGGACAGGCUGAGAACUGUGCUCUAGCUACAUUUAGCUAAGAAGAUGUUACGAGGGCUAUUGGGGCCGCUUUCCAACCCCCAGCCUGCAUGACACCAGUAAAGAAAUACAGAAUAACAGUAAUAUCGAAUACAUUAGCUUACCUUUA